Symbiodinium necroappetens is the source of this 504-nucleotide messenger RNA. NCBI's taxonomy places the organism in Eukaryota, Dinophyceae, Suessiales, Symbiodiniaceae. The record is from the annotation of a GenBank genome assembly.
GACAAUGGGAUUUCAUUCACGAUGGGGUCAUUCGGCUCCUACCUUCCCUACCCGACAAUCCUCCUGGGGUUCAGAUUGAUGGAGCCACCCGUCGACUUUGAUAGAAUGCCCGCGACAUCGGCGGGAAAUGAGACAUCUGCAACCUACCAUUUUGCAGUUGUGGACAUUGUGAUGCUACGCCAUCGGCGAAGCGAUCUGGUGUCAGCCAACUGGCCACGAAUCCUCGAUGCCAUGGCAAAGGAUCUUGUUGAUCAAGACUUGGACCAAUGGUUCGGACCCAUCCCGGAGCCGGCUAUUCUCCUGAAAAGGAGAUGUGUCUUGCACGAUUUGAUUUUCGAGGACGAGGAUUUCUUCGUGACACGUCCGGUGCCGGCCGUGGCUACUCCUGCACCAGUUAUUGCUGGAGCAGUACCGUUGCUGCAUUCAUUUCGCGGUUUUCCUGCUUUGGCUCCAAUAGAACACGGCAUGCCUGGCUACAAGGUUAAGCCUCGGGUUUUUCAUUGA